This is a messenger RNA of Cetraspora pellucida, 471 nucleotides long. Lineage: Eukaryota; Fungi; Glomeromycota; Glomeromycetes; Diversisporales; Gigasporaceae. The record is from the annotation of a GenBank genome assembly.
AUGCAACAUCUCAAAUCAGCUAUACAUAUAGGUGCUAACAAGAUUUCAUAUAAUCCAUUUACUCUACGUGAUCUUCACUUUAGUAUACUUAUCAGCAAUAUAUUGACAUAUGUGAUUGAUAGUAUAAAAAGAACAUUAACUAAAGUUAAGAAAAAACCCAACGUAUCUAAUAAUAUAACAGCUUACAAAUAUUGGCAUCUUUAUAGACCUAAAAUUGAAUCUCUUCUAUGUCCAGCUUUGAUAAUACUAGCUACUAAUUCAGAAUUUUACAAGGUAUUUCUUAAAGCUGAAGAUGCAUUUUGUAAACUUCCAAAUGAUGUCUCUAUGCAAACAGAAUUUAUUGACUAUAUACACCAAGCAAUUACAAAACCACUUUUAGAACCUCUAAAGGUUCCAAAGACAGCAAUACCAAAAGGUCAUUUAUUAGGAAUAAAAAAUUCUAUUGAUGAUAAAUUUUCCAUAAAUGGCUAA